Trachemys scripta elegans is the source of this 6337-nucleotide messenger RNA. RefSeq names its product sterile alpha motif domain-containing protein 9-like. The transcript has 3 exons. Bases 246 to 5087 code for a protein of 1613 amino acids. The record is from RefSeq and is a predicted model, not a curated record. Gene Ontology annotation, molecular function: protein binding. NCBI's taxonomy places the organism in Eukaryota, Metazoa, Chordata, Testudines, Emydidae. Gene Ontology annotation, cellular component: cytoplasm.
AUUUCAGUUUGUUGCUAGCUUUCCUGUGUGUGCCAGACCCUUACUGCAACAAGAAGAUAUUGGUUUUGAAAUAAUUUCAUCUUGUAGCUGGUUAGAAGAAACAACCAUUUAACAAAUUUUCCUACCUGAAUAAACACGUUUCUCCAGCUACUAUAUGAAGGAGGUUGAAUGACAAUCUUGCAUGCAGGAAUUCUCUUCACUGAAAAAGACUAAGAAGAAAACUCUUCAUUCAGAAGAAUUCCAUUAUGGGGAAAAAAAGGGCUAAAGUUAAAAACCUUGCGAAGAGUGAGCAACCAAAUCUGUCUCCAAAUAUUGAUGACUGGACAAAAGAACAAGUAAAACACUGGGUAACUGAAGAACUUAAGAUUGACCAGAAAUAUGGUGAAAUCUUGUUUAGCCAAGAUGUGACAGGUUCAGCCUUGAAGCUGUUUACUAAAGAACAUUUUACAGAUAUAGGCAUAACGUAUGGCCCAGCUCUUCAAAUUAUGAAUGCAUUGAAAUGUAACUUUCUAGUUGAAAGCACAGCUCAGACAGUUAGACAAGAAGAUAGUGAAAAGACUCAUGAUGAAAAAUAUUUAAUGGAGAAGGAAGAUGGAGGAAGUGCAAAGCAAGAUGAAAAAAAUAAAGGAAACUCAAAGUCAGCAGAUGCCAGUGAGUCACAAGAACUUAGAUUAUCUGAAUGCACAAAGUCUAUAGAGUCUAUGCUCACAGAUAGAACAGAAAAUAAGUUAGGUGAAGCAGAAGAUAAAUCAAAGAAAUUACUGGAAAAUAAUCAACAUCCAACCAGACAAAACUGUUUGCCAUAUCCUUUUGAUGAGUUUCAUGAUAGUCGUCGUUAUAUACAGCACUAUAUUCUUAAUGUCCCUGAAACAGGGCCACUGAAUCUCAUUGAGCCAGCACAUGAGUUCAAACUGUUCACAAACACGGAGAAAGCAACAGAAGAGGAUAUUAAGCUGAAAUUUAGCAAUGAAACCUUUAGAUUUGCUGCUGCAUGUAUGAAUUCCCGCACUAAUGGUACUAUUCAUUUUGGAGUAAGCAACCAGCCACACGGGGAAAUUAUAGGAGUGAAACUAAGCAGUAAAGAUGAAUUUAUUGACUAUUUUAAUGAAAAAAUUGAAAAGUACUUUGAUCAAAGUUUUGUCCGUAUUGCAAAAGACUGCAUUAGGGCACCUAGAUUUGUGGAAGUAUUAUUGCAAAAUAACACUCCAUCAAAUACAUUUGUCAUUGAAGUAGAUGUAGUUCCAAAACACUCUAUAUGUCAAACAAAAUAUUUCCAUAUAAAUAAUUACAAUUUUAAGACCAAAACUUGGGAACAGUCUUUAUUUAUACGGGAUGGACCCAGCUCUAAAAACAUUUUUAAUAAUCCAAAAGAACUCCAGUCAUUUAAGUCCAAGAUUACAUCUGCAGCAGAUCGUCGAAAAGCAGCAGAGGAAGAACACAGAGAAAAACGAAAGAAGAAAGAGAAUGAGGGUCGAAAGCUGAUUAGCCUACUCACAGGUAACAGGGACUUGCUGGAUAAUUCCUAUUAUGACUGGUAUAUAUUAGUAACAAACAAGUGCCAUCCUCUUCAAACACAGCAUUUAGAUUUUUUGCAGGAAGUAAAAUGGUUUGCUGUGCUGGAGUAUGAUUCUGAGUCAGAAAAGAACGGGGUGGCCAAAAAAUACAGAGAAAAACGAGGUGCAAACCUUCAUUUUCCAAAUCAGUAUCAAAUGAAAGGGGAAACAAUUUCUGUAAUAAUUGAAGAUCUGAAUCUCUAUCACCAGCCCAGCUGGAUUUUCUGCAAUGGCAGAUCAGAUCUUAAUGAUGAAAAAUAUCAACCUUUAGAUCCCAGUUUGUGGCAACAAAAGAGGGCUGCUGAAGUCAGGAAAUUGAUUUCAUUUCUUUCACAUCCGGAUGUACUGCAAAGAGGAAAGUUUCUAGUAGUGUUUCUUUUGCUCUCCAAAGUGGAAGAUCCAGGGGAUCCCCUUAUUGAAACAUUCUGCACAUUUUACCAAGAUCUGGGAGGGCUUGGAGACAUGCUCUGCAUUUGUAUUGGUUCACAAACAUUCCAAAUAUGGAAAGAUCUUCUGCAAGCUAGAUCCAUUAAUCAAGAUGAACUUACUGAGAGAUGCGUUGCUAAUUUAAACCUUCAAACAGUGAACGGUACUAUCCUUAAAUUGAAAUCUGUGACACAGUCUUCUCAGAGGCUUUUACCAUGUAAUGGUUCUUCUACUGUUCUUCUAAAGAAGGAAGAAGACUUCAUGACAGCAUUGGAAAUACUUUGUGAAAAUGAAUGCAAAGAUACAGAGAUAGAAAAGGAUAAAGCUCAAUUUUCUGAAUUCAGAAAAUCUCAAGAAGAGCAUUUUUACCGGGGUGGCAAAGUGUCAUGGUGGAAUUUUUAUUUCUCUUCUGAAAACUAUUCUUCCCCCUUUAUCAAGAGGGACAGUUAUGAAAAACUUGAAGAGUUGAUUCAAUCUUCAUCCCAGUCCUCUACACAAAAACCAUCAAAAGUUAUCAAUCUUUAUCACUCUCCAGGCUGCGGUGGAACUACUUUAGCUAUGCAUGUUCUCUGGGAGCUAAGGAAGAAAUUCAGAUGUGCCGUUCUGAAAAAUAAAACUGUUGAUUUUGCAGAAAUCGGAACACAGUUAACAACUUUAAUCACCUACGGCGCAACCAACCAAGAAGAUUACUUGCCAGUAUUACUUCUUGUAGAUGAUUUUGAAGAGCAAGAAAAUGUCUACCUUCUGCAGCAUGAAAUUCAGACAGCUAUAGUAGGAAAAUGCAUUAGCUAUGAAAACCCUGUAGUGAUCAUUAUAAAUUGUAUGAGAUCUCAGAAUCCUGUGGAAAGCUCAAAGAGCAGUCAAUCAGACAGCAUUAAUCUAAAACAUGAACUUUCUUUCAAAGAGCAACGGGCUUUUGAGAAGAAGCUGGAAGAAAUUAAACAGCAGCAUCAGCACCCUGAAGAUUUCUAUUCAUUUAUGAUUAUGAAAGAACAAUUUAAUCCAGAGUAUAUAAAAAAUGUGGUCAAGAACACACUGAAAGGUUUGGACAUUAACAGCAAACAAGGACAACUUAUUUCCUUCCUGGCAAUAUUAAACUCUUACGUUACGGAGUCCAGUAUCUCAGUAUCGCAAUGUGAAGAUUUCUUUGGAAUAAUCAGUAAAUAUUGGGGUAAAGAAAGUUUAGAAGACAAGAUGGGAAUUUGUUCUAAUAUUCUAAUACAGAGUCAGGUGCAAGAACAUGGAUCAUACAAAGGAGUGCGUAUCAUUCACCCACUGAUCGCUAAUUGCUGUCUAGAAGAAUUUAACCUAACCUAUAGGUUAACUAAAAGUGCAAUAACACUGCAAUUGUUAAAACAGAAUUUAUUUUAUGAUUCUGGCUUAGGAAGAAGCAAACUUCUAGAUGAUGUGCAAAGUAUGCUACUUACCAGACAACGUAAAGAACAUGGAGAUGACGCAGACACAUUGUUUUCCCCAUUAAUUGAAAAAAUACAGAAGGAAGAAGGUAGUGCUGAAGUUGAAAGCGUGUUACGUGAAGGAGCCAUUCGAUUUAGCCAAAACCCAUUCAUUUGCCAAGCCUUAGCAAGACACUUCUACAUUAUAGACAAGAAUUUUGGGUCUGCACUGGAGUGGGCCAAAAAAGCCAAAAAAAAAGCUCCUAACAAUUCAUAUAUAUCAGAUACUUUAGGCCAAGUUUUUAAAAGUCAGGUAAAAAAUUGGGUGGAUGAAAAUGCAAAAAGGAAGGUCAUAACUGCUGAAGACCUGAAACGUUUGCUAGAGCUUGCUAAGUGUGCUUCAGAGGCUUUUAAAGAAUCCCAGCAACAGAAUGAAAGUACAGACAAUGUAAGAGAAGCUUUGCAGCACCAAAAGUCUAAACGGAGGUAUGAUACUUAUAAUACAGCUGGUUAUUUGGGGGAGAUAGAAACUGGACUGUACACUAUAGAUAUUCUUGGGUGUACUCCUCUUUUCAACAAAAAAAAUACAUUGUCCCAAGAAGAUAUGCUACAAUAUUUGUCAGGAAAGCAUGCCAUCCCAACAGCAACUAGUGACACUGAAAGUGAAGAAUAUAAGUUUGCACUUGACUAUUACUGUGGUUAUUUAUCUAAUUUGCGCUCAAGUUUGAAGGAGGCAUUUGAGUUUUUUGAGAACUACUUUGUCCUUCUGAAACCAAGAAAUAUUGAAAAAGAAAGUGUGGAGUUCAAAAUACGUAAGAGGGUUCGAGAAUGUUUCAACAAAUAUGCAGAAAUAUUUUGCCACUUGGAUCCUGAGAUAUCGGGGGACAAUCCAAUGAGUUCAAAACUCAGUUUGCCUCGGCAGGAGGAUCACUGCAGGAGAAGUUUGGAGGCUUCCAAAGCAGACAGGUUUUCUGGGCUUUUGGAGUACCUCAACAGUCAUGAAAAAGCUGAAAGCAAAAUGGAAGACAUAGUGAAUAAAUACACAUUUUUGAUUGAAAAAGGCACACAGGGACCCCUGUUGAGGGAGAAGCAGAAUUUCAUUUUGGCAAACAUUGUUCUCAGUUGUAUUAAACCUAAAUCCAGGAAGAUAUGUGCUCUUCAUGAAUUGAAAGCACAGCUUAGAAAAAUCCUACAGCUAUUAGGUCUAGAGCAUCGAUUUUCAGAACCUUACUUCUUAGCCUCUUUAUUAUUCUGGCCAGAGAAUCAAAAACAAUUAGAUCAGGAUUCCAGACAAAUGGAAAAGUAUGUCACAGCACUGAAGAAGUCUUUUAGAGGGCAAUACAGACAAAUGUGUCGUUCCAAGCAGCCUGUUGCUCAUUUCUAUCUUGGGAAUAGUAGAGGUCUGAAUAGGCUUGUUCAUAAAGGAAAAAUAGAUCAGUUUUUCAGUCCACUCCAAGUACAUGACUUGCAUUCCCUGUGGCAGAAAGGAUGCAUAUGGGAAGAAAAGGAUGUCCGAGAUCUAUUGCUUCGUCUACAUGGCAAGGUCGAAAAUGAUCUUGUCUAUGUGGACUAUGGAAUUGAUGAAAAAAUCAGUAUACCAGUGCGACCUGCUUUCUUAGGCCAGCUCAGAAGUGGCAAAAGCAUAGAAAGAGUGUCUUUCUAUCUGGGAUUUUCCAUGGAUGGUCCAAUAGCAUAUGACAUAAAAAUGAUUUAAGAGUUUGAAUAAUUAAAGUAUUAGAUGCUCUAAUGCGGGAAGGGAUAGCUCAGUGGUUUGAGUAUUAGCUUACUAAACCCAGGGUUGUGAGCUCAAUCCUUGAGGGAGCCAUUAGGGAGCUGGGCUAAAAAUCUGUCUAGAAUUGGUCCUGCUUUGAGCAGGGGGUUGGACUAGAUGACUUCCUGAGGUCCCUUCCAACCCUGAUAAUCUAUGAUUCUACAUCCAUGGAGCCUUUUAGAUACAUUUUUUAGCCUUAACACUUCUUUAUUCAUAGCUUCAGAAGUAAGCAUCUGGAUUUCUGUGCAAUUCCCUCUUCUAUUCCUCCAGCCUCAUCACAUUUAGUGAAGAGCUCUCUAACUCCUCUCCUACUUUUCCAGAUAUGAGCAGUGUGGUAUGAUAUGCAGACAUGCUAAUGCAAAGCAAGAUUCUUGAAUGGCUGAUGCGAAGAAAGAUAUUAUUCAGCCUGGAAAGAACUUUGCAGACAAAAUGACCCCAACAUGGUUUGUUUUUAAAAUGCCAUGAUGGCUAUAAAGCCCAGUCAUCUUCUGCUAUAUACACUCCCUCCUAUGCUCCCAGCUGUUUUUUUUUUUUAUUAUUUUUACUAUUUUCCUAGAAACAUUAGGUCACCAAGCUGAUACUCCUAUACACAUUGAAUGUGCAUAGAACAUUGAUCUAUUAGGGUCUGAUUCUCCAUUGCCUUUACCUUAUAUAGUAAUUUACCUUGUAUGUUGUGGGUGUAAAAUGCUACCAAAUCAAAUGGAAGCAUUUUACACCAGCUUUGCACAAGAGUAAAUGACUAUACAAGGUGCAAGGCAGGGGAGAUCAGGCCUUCAGGUAGCUAAGAAAAUAACCUUUUGAUCUACAGCAAAAUAUAUCUAUAACAACUGUAUUCUGACAUACUCAUGUUUUAGAUAAACAAUAACUGUAAUAUAUUUACUCCAGGAGAAAGCAAGCAUUCCCCUUCCUCUUCUGCUGAGAUAUUUGGAAAUAAAGUUAGGUCUAUAGUACAAAGCAAGGAUGGAAAUAUUUUCUGUUUUGACUUACAAGGCACUGAAUGAAAGAACAUCACUAUUUCUGGUCCAUUUUAAAUUGAUCUGAGUUAAAAAUGUCAAAAGUGCCUAAGUCCCAUUUUCAAAAGGGACUUAGGCACUUAGGAGUUUGAAAAUAGAAUUUAAGCUCCUAAAUCACUUAAGAAAUUUUGAAAUUUUACCCCUUGUCACAUAUGUUUCUAGGUCUAAAGGUUUACCUCC